Messenger RNA from Perkinsus marinus ATCC 50983, 864 nucleotides. RefSeq lists its product as hypothetical. Lineage: Eukaryota; Perkinsozoa; Perkinsida; Perkinsidae. The transcript has 7 exons. Gene Ontology annotation, molecular function: protein binding. The coding region runs from base 42 to 854 and encodes 270 amino acids. The record is from RefSeq and is a predicted model, not a curated record.
AGCCGCAGGAGGUUGGCGUCCGUCGCACCCUCGUUGUGUGAAUGUCUUCCUCCUCGAGUUCUUCCUCUUCCGCUGCUGCUGCUGCUGCCGGUCCAGGGUCUCGACGUAGAUCGGCCUCCAUCGGCAGCACGCACCAGACUGAGACCUUACCGGACUUCCUUUCCCGCUCGUGGCAUCGUAGCUUCAGCGAUGUCCCGAUUGAGGAUAAGAUACGUACAGCAGACAGGAUGAUACAGCGGCUCAUGGGCUGGGACCCUUCGGAGAAUCCUCUCAUCGAGUUCCUCUACGACCCUAAGACCGGCAACCUCACUAAAGCAGUCUUGGACGUUGAGGCCUUCCACCGACGACAGGCUGCCGCGUUCCAAGGGAUACUGGGGGUUUUGGGUGACAUCGCUGACCCGUCAGAAGUGGAGAAACUCCUCAGAAUGGACGUCAAUGUAGAGCCCACCAGGCCUGCGGGUCUCCGAGAGAAGAAUGAAGCGACUAUUCCCAAUGGUGUUCAGCCGCCUGAGGACCACUCAGUGGCCAAGUUGGCUAUUGAGGGGGCCAGGCUCUCUGUACCAUCCUCUAAAAUACCCUUCCUCGUGGGAUCUGAUAGCGAAGAGUGCCACUUUGAUAUCUCGUCAUUGAUGGACUUCAGCGACCAGCGAGGCCCCACAGGAGAGCCUAUCGUCCACGCAGUCCACUGCGCUAUCGAUAGAAAUACCAACGGAGGAUGGAUAUUGAGGAACUACGGUGGAGGUACAUUCGUCGAUGGGACACCAGUUCCCAGAGAUGCUAUUGCACCGCUCCGGCCUGGAAGUCAGAUUCAGAUCCAUUACCUCACGUUUAUAUUCUUUCCAAUUGAGAGCUAGACCAAACCGG